Molecule: messenger RNA, 984 nt
Organism: Fusarium vanettenii 77-13-4
Lineage: Eukaryota; Fungi; Ascomycota; Sordariomycetes; Hypocreales; Nectriaceae
Exons: 2
Coding region: 1-984 (327 amino acids)
Source: RefSeq, a predicted model, not a curated record
AUGCCGUGGAGGGAUUUGGAUGUUCAAGGCCAUGAUCAGCAUACCGACAGAAACAGUGCAGCUUCCUGUGUUGUGCUAUUUGGUGCGUUCCAUGUGUCUCGGAUGAUGUUCAGCCCUAGCACCAAGGAACAUGAUGCAAACGCCCGAGUUUUAAAAACCGGUCUUCACAUAUCAGAAUCUCCGAGCAUGAAAACGGAUUUCUACCUUCUUGCUAAGCUCAUACUGGCCAAUGCUCUCCAUCAACUCACACGCCACAAGCUAUUAUUCCACAGCAGUAACAGGCUACCUAUGGCCAUGGACAACACUGGCAUUUACGGAGGAGGAGCCUUGGGCACAUUCACCUUUGGCUACGUAUUUGCCUCUGCGAUCGCCCUUCAGAUCUUCUCCCAAGGAUUCCCGCAUGGCGAGAUCCUUCGUUCACUCAACUGGCGCACUUGGGCUCGCACUACCAAGUCGAAGAGCAGUGGCAAGUCACCCCCAAGGAUUGCCAGCCGCAGUGAACUCGUCAACAUAGACUACGACGACUUCUUGGACGAUGAACCCCUCGAACGUAUGGUUCAGCACUUGUUUUCGCAUUCCAUUUGUCAACCGAUUCAAAAGCUUCUCGUCGGCUACCUACGCGAUCAGGCCGCAAUAAAGCCCAUUCGGCAUUGCCACUCACUUGACUUGAGGGAUUUCCCUUCGAUGCUCCUCAGCAGUCUUCCUCUAUUGGUUCCCCUCUGGAUUUUCACUAGCUACUACUGGACUUCGCUCUUCGGGGUCAUGAUGUGGGAGCGCUUCGGCUCCGAUGUUGUGCAUGGACUACUUUCCCGGUCAUUGGAAUGCUUCCGAUGGGGAUGGGGAUUUCUGGGAGGUUCAUAUCGGGUCAUAUUUCGCAUCAACGGCGUUAUGACAAUGACGAAGGGGGCUCGGCGGGUGCCCCCAUGGGCAGGCUACGACGACGGGCCUUUCGGUAGCGUUCUUUAUGAUGGCGUGAGCCCUUGA